Molecule: messenger RNA, 2163 nt
Organism: Alnus glutinosa
Lineage: Eukaryota; Viridiplantae; Streptophyta; Magnoliopsida; Fagales; Betulaceae
Exons: 3
Coding region: 160-2133 (657 amino acids)
Cellular component (GO): plasma membrane
Molecular function (GO): protein phosphatase regulator activity; protein phosphatase 1 binding
Source: RefSeq, a predicted model, not a curated record
AUUCCUUGGGUUGUUGUUUUGAGUUCCACGUGACCUUAUGAAUGUGUAAUUCAUGAUAUUUUCCUGAAGUGCAGUAUAAAGAGUAUACGGUGAGGCAUAGAAACUAUUAACCCAAGGAUCAUAUUGUGUUUAGAAAUAUUUAUAGGAGUCAGUAAAAAGAUGGAAGAAGCCUCCGGUUCGUCUCAACCUCAGGUAUUGGUUAAUGCUAAUAAGCACGAGCAAACAAAACCCAUCAAUAUUGGCAUGGAUUAUGAUUCCUACAAUGCUGCAACAGAAGGCAAUAUCGAGUUCUUCAAAAAUCGCCAGUCUGAUCUUGACCGCCUACUAACCCCAAAUGAAAACACAGUCCUCCAUAUUUACAUUAUAGCCCUAAAGUCCAAAUCCCAAUCAACAACCCCCAUUGUAGGAUCAGAAUCAACAACCCUCAAUGCAGGGUCGAAAUCAACAACCAAAUUUGUGGAAGAAAUUCUUGAAAUGUGUUCGAAAUUGUUAAAGAAAGCCAAUACCAAAGGUGAAACUCCAUUGCACAUGGCGGCAAGGUAUGGGCAUGAUGACAUAGUGGAAGUUCUAAUCAAAUAUUGUGCCAAAACUCUCGAUGAAGACCUUGAAGGUGGGAUUGGACCUGCAGUUAAGGAUUUACUCAGGACAAUGAACAAGAAGAAUGACACGGCGUUGCACGAGGCUGUACGUUAUCAUCACCUUAAGGUUGUACAAUUGUUGAUCGAAACAGACCCAGAUUUUUCAUAUGCUGCUAAUGAUGCUAAUGAGACUCCACUUUACAUAGCUGCCGAGAGAGGGUUUGAAGAUGUGGUGAUCGAAAUUUUAGACAAAUGCAAAUCACCAAUGCAUGGGGGGCCCCUUGGUAGGACCGCUUUGCAUGCUGCUGUAAUAAGGAAUCAUAGAGGUACUACUUAUAUAUUUUCAUGGUUUAAUUUAGUAAUGAGUAUAACCAGAAGAAUUCUAAAUAAAAUUGAAGGUAUAAGUAGAAUAGUUGACAAUAACGGUUGGACUCCGCUUCACUUCGCUGCAUACUUCUAUUCUUCAAGCUUAGCAGAGAAGUUGUUGGAUAAAGAUAGAGAUGUAGCAUACAUGAAAGACAAAGAGGGAAGGACAGCUCUUCAUAUUGCAGCUCAUGAGGGUAAUAGUGGUAUAGUGUCUCUCAUUGUAUCAAAGUGUCCAGAUUGUUGCGAACUGGUUGAUAAUAGAGGUUGGAAUCUACUCCAUGUUGCUUUCAAAGGAGAGUACCCCUUAGAGGAGACCAUCAAAAUCAUCUUAGAAAAUUCGUCUCUAAGCAACCUUUUGAACGAGGAGAAUGUCGAUGGGGAUACACCUCUUCAUUUCUAUUCCAAUUCUCAACAACGAGGAGAGAAUUUCGUUAAUCACCCUCUAGUCGACAAGAUGGCUUUCAACAAAGAGAACCUCAGUGCAUGGGAUAUCGCUAUAGCUAAUUAUGAAAAAUUGCCAGAAAAAAAGCAAAUUGAGAUUAUACUGGCAAUGCCGUAUCGUCGACCUCGACGAAUAAUAGCUUGCCAAUUUGAUCAUAUUCCAGAACUCUCCAAACUAGAGGAGGAGAGGGAAAAGGAAGAGGAAAAAAAGAGGAUAUCAAUGUUGCAAAAAGCAUCCGAAGCCCAUUUGGUAGUGGGUGCACUCAUUACAACGGUGACGUUUGCAGCAUGUAUUUCCAUGCCUGGGGGAUUCGUGGGUAGUGAAGAAGGCUCAUCGCAUCCAGGUUCUGCACUUCUCAGAAAAAAUGGUGCUUUCAUCGCAUUUAUUAUUGCAGAUACCAUAUCCAUGGUGUUGUCAAGUUCUGCUGUCUUUAUCCACUUAUUGAUGCCAUUUCUUUUCAAUGAGAGAUAUUACGAUAAAGAGUUACAAACAUAUUCGGAUGAAGAGCUUCGUGAUAAACUUCUCUAUAUGGCCUUUAGGUUGAUUUUGUGGGCCAUGAUAGCAAUGGUGCUGGCAUUUGUGACGGGCACAUAUGUUGUGUUAGUGCCUUCCUUAGGUCUUGCCAUUCCCAAUUGUAUCAUUGGCUUAAGCUUCCUUGCUAUCCUCCUUUUUGUGUUUGGAAAAGGUAUUGACUUAUCCUUCUUUGAAAUCCUCCAUUUGUUAACCGGAAAAUUUAAAGGUAUGUAAAGAGUCUAACUCUAUGCCAAAAUUGUUAUU